Boleophthalmus pectinirostris (great blue-spotted mudskipper) is the source of this 684-nucleotide messenger RNA. NCBI's taxonomy places the organism in Eukaryota, Metazoa, Chordata, Actinopteri, Gobiiformes, Gobiidae. The record is from the annotation of a RefSeq genome assembly.
AUAGCAACCAGCCUUUUUGACCAAUUUAUUAGCCCUGUACUAUUAGGCAUUCCUUUGAUUGCCCUUGCUUUUGUUUUACCAUGACUUCUCUUCCCUGCCCCUGCCAACCGAUGAAUCACUAACCGCAUGUUAACUCUGCAAAACUCUUUCAUUAGUAACUUCACAGCCCAACUACUAAAACCCCUUAAUACAGGGGGCCAUAAAUGAGCCCUUAUCUUUGCUGCUCUAAUACUAUUCUUAAUAUCUCUUAAUAUACUAGGACUCCUACCCUACACUUUUACACCAACAGCUCAACUAUCUGUUAAUCUAGGCCUGGCAGUCCCCCUUUGACUUGCUACUGUCCUGAUUGGAAUGCGAAACCAACCCACAAAAUCCCUAGCCCACUUUCUUCCAGAAGGUACCCCUAUCCCACUUAUUCCAGUACUUAUUAUCAUUGAAACUAUUAGUCUUUUUAUUCGCCCUGUAGCCCUGGGGGUACGGCUUACAGCCAACCUAACAGCAGGCCACUUACUUAUGCACCUAAUCUCCACAGCAGCUUACUCCCUCCUAUGCAUUAUACCCACUGUAGCAAUUCUAACAUCCAUUGUUCUAGUUAUACUCACAGUCCUAGAAAUUGCUGUAGCUAUAAUCCAGGCUUAUGUAUUUGUCCUCCUUUUAAGCCUUUACCUCCAAGAAAACGUUUAA